AUGGACCCCUCAAAAGUCAAAAUCCCUCCAAUGAAAGAUCUGAAUAUCGAAAACAUUACCGAGAACGUCAUCGCCAUAAACUCCCUCUGCGAAGACGCGCGCAUGAGAUAUAUCCUUGAGCGCCUGGUCACCCACCUGCACGACUUCGCCCGCGAAACCCGCCUCAGCACGAACGAAUGGAUGGCCGGCCUCCUCUUCCUCACCGAAGUCGGUAAGAAUUGCAGCGACGUACGCCAGGAAUUCAUCCUCCUCUCCGACGUCCUCGGCCUCUCCCUCCUCGUCGACUCGAUCGACCAUCCCAAGCCUCCCGGCAGCACCGAAGGAACGGUCCUAGGGCCCUUCCACACGCACGAGGCGGAGGAAAUCAGCGCGGGACAGAGCAUGUCGUCUGACCCAAAGGGCGAGCCCCUCCUCGUGGUGUGCACGCUGAAGGAUACCGAGGGGCGGCCGAUCGAGGGGGCGAAGAUUGAUAUUUGGGAGACGGAUUCGUCGGGGAAGUAUGACGUGCAGUAUGCGGAGAGGGAUGGGCCGGAUGGGCGCUGCGUGAUGAGGUCUGAUAAGGAGGGGGUGUUCUGGUUUAAGGCGAUCACGCCGGUGCCGUACCCCAUUCCGCAUGACGGGCCUGUGGGGGAAGUUAAGGAGGGGUUUGAUCAUUUGAUUACUGCGUUGUAUCUUCGAGGGGAUCCGUACGAGACGUCGGAUGCUGUGUUUGGCGUCAAGAACUCUCUCGUGGUGGACAUUGGAAAGGCGGGUCCGGAAUAUGCGCAGAAAUAUGGGGUUCCGGAGGACCACGCGCUGCUCACAUAUGAUUUUGUGCUUGUGCCGGAUGAAGAGACUGCAAGCUUGCGGGCACAUAAUUCAAAGGUUGCGUUGGAUAAGCUGGGACGGAAGGUUAAAAUUGUCAAUGGGCUGCCUAUCCCAGAUCUAGAUUAG
Molecule: messenger RNA, 933 nt
Organism: Penicillium chermesinum
Lineage: Eukaryota; Fungi; Ascomycota; Eurotiomycetes; Eurotiales; Aspergillaceae
Product: catechol dioxygenase
Exons: 3
Coding region: 1-933 (310 amino acids)
Biological process (GO): catechol-containing compound metabolic process
Molecular function (GO): catechol 1,2-dioxygenase activity; ferric iron binding
Source: RefSeq, a predicted model, not a curated record